AUGUUUUGCGUGGAGCGAUGCACGUUUGGUUGAGCUUUGAAUGAGGGGCCAUCAUCCCGGCGGCUCGGAGGUGGAAAACAGAGUUUAAAGUCUCCCUGCGUGCGAUUUAAAAUGAACAAGCAGGCUUUUCCGACGGGUGCCUGAGUGACCGUUCAGCGCCAUUUCGUCGUCUCCCCGUUGGGUUUCUUUAGAUGUGCUCCUCUCCACUGCCUACGUUUUGUGCUUCUCCUGUUCCCUCCUCAAGACCAAUGCCUUAGUUCUGAUUAAUCUUUACUGAGAAAUACACAUACACAUUCUGUUUACAGUUUAUUUAAUUCUCCAUAGGAACGGAGGCCAGUCACUUGUGUAAUUCUUCAGUCCAUCUCAUUUUUUUUUUUUUUUUUUUAAACUUUAAACCAGAUUAGAAGAGGCAUUCGAACACUUAUAGGUCUGCAUAAACGUAAAUAAGCCACCAUGUCCUCCAUCCUUCCCUUCACUCCCCCUGUCGUGAAACGCCUCCUGGGAUGGAAGAAGACUCCGGCAGGUAGCGGGGGAGCAGGAGGGGGAAUCGGAGGAGUUGGGGAGCAGAACGGAGGAGGGCAAGAGGAGAAAUGGUGCGAAAAAGCCGUAAAAAGCCUGGUGAAGAAGCUCAAGAAGACGGGACAACUGGAUGAGCUUGAGAAAGCCAUCAGCACGCAGAACAGCAACACAAAGUGUGUCACCAUACCCAGCAAUUGCUCAGACCUUUGGGGUCUAGGCUCAGGCCACACGAUAGAGCAGUGGGACUCUGCAGGCAUGUACGGAUACCCUGACCACAGCAGGUCGCUGGACGGGCGUCUUCAGGUGUCUCAUCGUAAGGGGCUGCCCCACGUCAUCUACUGCCGCCUGUGGAGAUGGCCUGACCUUCACAGCCACCAUGAGCUGAGGGCCAUUGACACCUGCCAGUAUGCAUUCAACCUCAAGAAGGAUGAAGUGUGCGUCAACCCCUACCAUUACCAGAGAGUGGAGACGCCAGUGCUGCCGCCGGUGUUGGUGCCACGUCACACAGAGAUCCUGACAGAGCUUCCACCUCUAGACGACUUCUCCAUCCCUGAAAACACCAACUUCCCUGCAGGCAUAGACCCUCCUAAUAACUAUAUACCAGACACUCCUCCUCCUGGCUACAUGAGUGAAGAUGGAGAAACCAGCGACCAGCAGAUGAAUCAAAGUAUGGAAUCAGGCUCACCAGCAGAAAUGUCACCAAGCACCCUCUCGCCUGUCAGUCAUGGCCUGGACCUUCAGCCUGUUACCUACAGCGAACCAGCUUUCUGGUGCUCUAUAGCCUACUAUGAGCUAAACCAGCGGGUCGGGGAGACGUUCCACGCCUCGCAGCCGUCUCUGACCGUUGACGGCUUCACCGACCCCUCCAACUCUGAACGCUUCUGUUUAGGGCUUCUCAGCAACGUCAACCGAAACGCGACUGUCGAAAUGACGAGGAGACAUAUAGGUCGUGGCGUGAGGUUGUAUUACAUAGGAGGGGAGGUGUUCGCCGAGUGCCUGAGCGACAGUGCCAUUUUUGUCCAGAGUCCCAACUGCAACCAGCGAUACGGCUGGCACCCUGCCACAGUCUGCAAGAUACCACCAGGCUGUAAUCUGAAGAUUUUUAAUAACCAGGAGUUUGCAGCGCUGCUGGCCCAGUCAGUCAAUCAGGGUUUCGAGGCAGUUUACCAGCUAACCAGGAUGUGCACCAUCAGAAUGAGCUUCGUUAAAGGCUGGGGAGCAGAGUACAGGCGUCAGACAGUAACCAGCACUCCCUGUUGGAUUGAACUUCAUCUCAACGGCCCCCUCCAGUGGUUGGAUAAGGUGUUGACCCAGAUGGGUUCACCCUCGGUGCGCUGCUCCAGUAUGUCCUAAACCAGGUCCUGCUGUUUCUGAAGCUAAUUCAAAUGACAUUUCACAGUGCUUGAACAGUAUGUCCUAAACAAGACCACCAUGCAGUCUUAAAUGAUGUACUAACAAAAAACAAAACACACAAAAAAAAAAAACAACCUAAUGGACCUGGAGGAAAAGAGAAUGAUGUCGCGAAUGGACAAUAGUGGAAUGUUAACAGAGAAGUCACUGUGGACCGGGCUCUGUUGGAUCAACGCGUGGCUGACGUUAUCGUCGACCUAAUAAUUGAGAUCACCCUGCAAUAUAAAGACGACAAGGCAGUGAUGUCAUAACGGACGAACCCAAAGCAGGACGGAGAUUUGCCGUUUCUCCUCGGACGACGCAGCAGCAGCUUUGGGAGUCGAGCAUGUGACCUCCCCGUUACUGGGCACGUCGUCCCAACCACUCGUUCAGCUCCACUACCUGCUCAACACAGGACAACUUUGUUUCAGUGUUAAUAUUUCCGUUUACACAAGGUUGACCAACAGUAGCACUGGCUCAUGUUGAAGCAAAGUCAGUUUCAGGCCUGGACAUUUUUUUUUUUUUUACUUGGUUUUAGUGACCAAAACAUCCAUUUCAUUUUAUCUCUGACGUUCCUCUUUCUCUUCCAGCCAGCCCUGUGUUGUUGUGAUCACUAACGCGACUCCACUGGACUGUACGGUCUUCAUCUCUCUAAUUAACCCAACAUGCCCCACCUUCACAUGAUCCCUUGCACAGAUACACUGUUAACACAGACACCACUUAACUUUGCUGUGGCGUAAAAGCUUCCUCUGAAAGAGUCGACUGAUCCCUUUCAGCCGUGCGAGUGCGGUGGAUCAUGAAACAAAGAACUGUGUAUUUUAUUCUUCUGUGAGGAGUUUUGAUUUUAACGUGUGAUCAGUGAUUACCUUUUAGAGAUAAUUGGAACUAAUAAGAAAAUCUCACAGCCAGAGGGUGUGACAUGUAACCCCUGGAAUAUUUAGGUUGGCAUUAAAAGUCAGCCACAGUCCCGUUAGCCCCUUCUUGUCUUUGAAAACCAGCAGUUUGUCCUUGCUCAGUUUCCCCCGCGCAGGGUCACUCAUAUUUGUAUCAUGUUAUUCAUGAAGAGGAGCUAUUUGUUGGACUUGAGAUCUACAGGAUCAAAACUAAAUGCAAUGCUUCACCGAUGCCUCCUUCUGUCAAACAGAUAAAAAGAUUAAAAAAAAAAAAAAACUAUCCAUCACCUAUGUUUCACAUAUGUAGAGAAUGCACAAGUCUCUCUUGAUGCUGAUGCACAGUUUUCCAAUUAUUGACAUUUUAUUGGUAGGAAAAGUCCUGGAGUGUUGGACUUUAAUUUAUAAAAAAAUGGCUUCUAUACUAUACUUGCACUGCCCCAAAAUUAUGCACCCUUGAGAAAGUUGCCUUUGAUGUAAGAUACAGCGAGAUAUGCUUUGAAUUGUACAGAUAGGAAUGUUAAAAAGCCCAAUUGAACUCGAGAUAAUCACGAAAGAAUCCCAAUAUUUUAGAAUAUUUUCUGUAAAGAGUCUGAAUUGGCUUAUUAAAGAGUCUCUCAAGCAUUCAUUUGAUUGAUUUUUAAUGCGCCCAAAUCUUUUUCAACUUGAAAGUAUUUAAGCUUUAAGUAUUCAAGAUAGUUAUACUACACAGUUAUUACUUUCUUCACAUGUUCUUUUAGCUACAUUUUUGUAUUUCCAUGUAUUUUUUAUAUAUAUAUAUAAAUAUAUUUAAAAUCUUCAAAGCUUUCUUCCUUUUUAUUAGAAUUCAAUAUUGUUUCUUAGAAUAUACCCUCUGUUGAAAUGAUUACAGCUUGACGAUUUGUGACAUGUAUGUAGCAUAGGAUUACCACUGAAAACUGUUCUUUAGUUAGAGUAGCGUGCUCAUCGACUGACGAGUUGCCACCCGCGUGUCUCCAAAACCAUUCGGCUACGACAAUUGGGGAAUUUUUCGAAUCUUCUGCUGUUAUUGAUCUUGAAAAAAAGGUAGUAUCUUGCCUUCUUGUGACCAAUUAUUUUUCAGCUCUGGGGGUGUGACCAAAGACUGAGUGCAGGUAUUGAAUUUUUAUUGGCUUAGCAUUUAAAUUAACCAAUGUAUUUUUUUUCGAUGCAAUUGCUCUGCGAAUGAAGAUGAAUAACCGGCUGAUGCUAAAAUAUGGUGAAGUAAUGAUUUGAUCCAGCAGCCGUCAUAGUUUUAACUGACAUUGGAAGGUGAAAUUGUUGAAUUCUGUCUUAUUUCACCAACCGAGGACAUUCCAGUGUGCAGUUUCUAAGCUGCCAGUUCCAGUACUGCGCCCAUCUGACUUUCAUAACUCCAUGUUUGUACACUGCUAAUUUACUGUGAGUAUGUUUACAUGCACACAUGACUUAUCCCAGUGGAGGCCUCUGUACUGUAAGUGUAUUCCUGACAUGUUUGUGUUCCAGCUUUGAAUACACGCAGACAACGUUACCAUUAAAUUGGGAUUAUAGGUGGGACAUGUAAAUAUAUGUUAAUGGGACUCGGUGUAUACUUCCCACGCUAGCUCGUGCUCUCACAUUCCUGUCUCUCCAAACAAAACUGACGACGCGCACGUUCACACAUUCACCUCUUUCUAUCGGAUUAUUCACUACUGACGACUUGAGGCGAGGGAGUUGUACAUUUAACCUGUUUGUUGUAGAACACGCAAAGUGAAAGAUGAAUGAAGGUUUAGUUUAUCAUUUUAAGGGCUGUUGUUUACUCGUGCAUAUUGUCAGCGUCCUGCAGAGACUUGCAUUUGGAAUCACACCGCUGUCGGAUUGCGUUGUUUUCUACUAUAGCACUGAAAGAUUGACUUUUUUUUUUUUUUAAUGAAAAACUCUUAAAACAAAUGCUCGUCCUGCAGGACGACCUGUCUUUUUAAUUUGAGCCGUGCGACUCAUGAACUAUACUUUUAUCAGCAUUCUAGUUCAUACUCACUUGUGACCAGACUGAAACCAGCCAAAUGAGGUGAUGUUUGUCUCUGUAUGUGUACUCUGUCCAACUGUCUUGUAUUUUUGCUGGUGUCUUUUUUUUUUCCUCUUCCAUUUACAAUGGAAAACGUUGACUGGACUUACCGAGGUUUGCACACUUUGAAAACAAAAACUGUAGUGUUUCCUUGUAUCCUUGAUAACUCACAUGUUUGUUCUAUGCAGUGACAUCAAAUAGUUUGGACUGUAUACACGCAAACGCAUCCCCAAUAACAAUUCCACAUAAUGUCUUUUCUGAUGGCUAGACAUGCCGUUUUGUGCUCAUUGCCAGGAUCCAGCAAAAGCCUUUGCAUCUGCUGUCUACAUUUUUCUCUUUUGUUUUUCUUUUUUGAAAUGUGUGCCACUUGUAUCCCAAAACCAAAAAAAAAAAAAGCCCUUCUCACAUUCUGAGGGAAUAUGAAACCAAAUAAGGUUUCAUGAAGGCUACUUCAAAACCCAUUCUGAAGGUCCACAUUCCUAUUUACGGAUCACAUACUGUAUUUUUUAUUUUAUUUUAAUUUUAAUUUUAUUUUAUUUUAUUCUUGUGUGUGAUGACAAUUGUGUAUCGCCAAAAAAGCCUCCUAUUGGUGAAUUCCUAGAAAGGUGGCUUUUUGGAGGAAGUGAAGUUUCUACAUGUCACUAGUGAUGUUAUAUGAUGUCAUAUAGUUGUAUUUUUAUUUUACCAUGCAUACUGUUCCUUUUGCUUGCUACCAAUAGAGCAUACUCCAUUAGACAGCGAUCUGUUAGGAUUUCUAUCUUCUUCAAACACUGAUGAUCUUCAUAGGCUUUCCAACUAUCUUACAUAUUCAACUUCUUACAGUGUACACUAAUAAAGCUGUUUUAAUUCAA
Messenger RNA from Mugil cephalus (flathead mullet), 5669 nucleotides. It is a transcript of the gene smad2, whose product is annotated as SMAD family member 2. Gene Ontology annotation, molecular function: I-SMAD binding; RNA polymerase II cis-regulatory region sequence-specific DNA binding; DNA-binding transcription factor activity, RNA polymerase II-specific. Bases 454 to 1872 code for a protein of 472 amino acids. Gene Ontology annotation, cellular component: heteromeric SMAD protein complex. The record is from RefSeq and is a predicted model, not a curated record. Lineage: Eukaryota; Metazoa; Chordata; Actinopteri; Mugiliformes; Mugilidae. Gene Ontology annotation, biological process: cell differentiation; regulation of transcription by RNA polymerase II; anatomical structure morphogenesis. The transcript has 11 exons.